This is a messenger RNA of Protopolystoma xenopodis, 1050 nucleotides long. Lineage: Eukaryota; Metazoa; Platyhelminthes; Monogenea; Polystomatidea; Polystomatidae. The record is from the annotation of a GenBank genome assembly.
AUGUGGACGCGACGAUCCGAGCCCUUGCCUCCUCCGGACGGGUUCGGGCUUGCCAUACCCUCCACAAUCGGCAACAGCACCGGCUUUCCAAUGGCCGCCCCAGCGACAGGCGGCAUCGCUUACGUGUGCAGCAACGGUUCGACCUUGACCUCUUUGCUUCCUGGGCCCGGACAACUGCUCUCCACUCCCCAUCUCUCUGUGCCAACCUCAGCUUCUUCGCUGACGGCUCUCUCGUUUUCGCUUCCGCCUCAGUUGUCACAACAACAACAACAACAACAACAGCAGCAACAGCAUCAUCAUCAGCACCCUUUCUCCUGUCUACUCUCUGGACCCUCGGUUUCGCUUGCCUCUUCAAUUGGUCAAUCGACUGUGGCCGCAGCCGGAGCCGUGGCUGGCACCGGUUCCGGGCCCCCACCAGCACUCACUUCACCGUCUCUGUCGUCCACGACGGGCUCCGGCCUGCCUUCGAUGCUGCUUCAUGCUUCGCCGGUCGAGUCGGGCUCCCUUCAACUGCAUGCCCAACAGACAGGGCCUCAUCGUGCUUUGAUGCCGCCGCCGGUUGUGUCAAUUGGCUCGCUUUCGACGCCGUCACGUCUCUCGGCUUCUGUCGUCCAGGCCAGCUCUUCCGUCGGCCUCUCGAUGCCUCCGUCUCUGCCGGAAAUGCUCACCUCGCCAGGACUGGCGCCGGCUGUCUCUCUCGCCGAUUCCCUCGCUCUCUUGCCCCCAGCCGGGAUGAUCCACGAGGACAACUUCGCCCCUCCUUCCACCCUGCAACUGUCCUCUGGUCCGGCCUUCUCAAUUGCCCCGCCAAACCCCGGCAUGGCCAAUCUGAUUGGUGGCCUGCCUCCCACUCACGCACCACCACCGCACGCAUCGACCAGUUUUGGCAUGCACGAGAUUGGACUAUCCACAGCCACAUCACCGCCCUCAUUGGCCAAAGUCUCAGUCGCCUGCUCUGUCGGAUCACCGCACACCGUCGCAGCGCCCAUCUUCUACUCGGCCAACCCCAACGGCCUCCUCUUUGCCAGUCAAAGCCCGCAGGCCUUUUGC